AUGGAAAAUUUUGUCGAAGAUAAAGAAAACUUUGGAACAAGAAGUAACAAAGUCAUGCUCCUGAUUGACUCAGCAGUAUUCACUCUGGUGACAAUUACUUACCUAGCAAGUAGAAAUCAGUCAUGUGAGGCUAAUAUUGAAGACUUUAUACUGACUUAUAUUAUAUUUAAGGGUCUCUUUUGUACAUUCAGAUUUACAAUCUGGCUGAUUGAUAAGUACGUAUCUCAAGUUGGUUCGUACUGUCUAACAUUUUAUCUGAUCAUCUGGAUGCCUACAAUGGGGGUUUAUUACAUUCUUGAGCUUGUCCACUUCUUCUCAAAGGAUACAAACGAUUGUCUCAACAAUGCUUCGAUGAGAUGGACAAGCUCUCUUAUUAUCACAAUUGAGGCAUUCAUUUGACUUGCUUUCGACCUUGGAGUUCUCAUUGCCCUCGCUGUCUGGGCAUCAUGGCUUAUCAUCAAGAGCUGAAGAAACCCUCCCAGAAGAGUAAUUGAUGUCACAAAUAUGGACCAAACCUACAACGUCGACUCAAAAGCCCAAAUCUAAAUCACUUAUUCAAAAUCAUGUAAUCUUCUCUA
Messenger RNA from Moneuplotes crassus, 578 nucleotides. The record is from the annotation of a GenBank genome assembly. Lineage: Eukaryota; Ciliophora; Spirotrichea; Euplotida; Euplotidae.